Messenger RNA from Aspergillus mulundensis, 1416 nucleotides. RefSeq names its product DnaJ domain protein. The record is from RefSeq and is a predicted model, not a curated record. Gene Ontology annotation, cellular component: cytosol. The transcript is spliced from 5 exons. NCBI's taxonomy places the organism in Eukaryota, Fungi, Ascomycota, Eurotiomycetes, Eurotiales, Aspergillaceae. Gene Ontology annotation, biological process: protein import into peroxisome matrix. Bases 1 to 1416 code for a protein of 471 amino acids.
AUGGUCGUUGAUACCAGCUACUACGACGCCCUCGGCGUGCCGCCCACUGCUACAGAGCUCGAAAUCAAGAAGGCAUACCGAAAGCUUGCCGUCGUCACUCAUCCUGACAAGAACCCCGGCGAUGAGACCGCGCACGAGCGAUUCCAAGCGAUCGGAGAAGCUUAUCAAGUCCUCAGUGAUGCCGAACUACGCAAGCGUUAUGAUACCCACGGCAAGGAAGGGGCUGUCCCGGACCAGGGCUUCGAGGACCCGAACGAGUUUUUCGGUAUGAUCUUUGGUGGAGACGCAUUCUUCGACCUUAUCGGCGAGAUAUCCCUGCUGCAGGACCUUACGACUCGGAUGGAAAUCACAACGGAGGAGGCUGAAGAAGACCUAGCUGCACAGACAGAAGAGAAGCUGAAUAUUAAUGAACAAGAGGGCAAGCCUGCCGGCGAAGGUGCCGCCGCAGGUACCGCUGCGGGUGCGGGCUCAAGCGCCGGCGCUGCCUCGCCGUCUCCCGCCCCGUCCGGCACAAGCACUCCUCGCCCUCGUCUGGGCCAGCACGCUAUCACGGAUAAGUCAGAUGAAGAUAUCCGCAUGCAGGCAGCCGGUGUAUCAGAGGAGGAGCGCGAACUACGGAAGAAGGAAAAGAAGAAGGGCGGUCUUACCCGCGAGCAGGCUGAGAAGCUUCAAGCUUUCGAGCUUGAGCGACAGAAGGCGCGCGAGGAGCGAGUGGAAAUGUUGGCGACUAAACUCAUCGAUAAGAUUAGCGUAUGGACAGAGACCGACAAGGGAACCGACGUGACACGUGCUUUUGAGGAGAAGAUCAAACUUGAGGUGGAGAACCUGAAGAUCCAGUCCUUCGGUAUUGAGAUCCUCCACGCCAUUGGCGCUACAUAUGUUUCAAAAGCCACCUCCUUCCUGAAGUCGCAAAAGUUCCUCGGUAUUUCCGGAUUCUUCUCCCGGCUCAAGGACAAGGGUACUCUCGCAAAGGAAGCCUGGACCACCAUUUCGACUGUUAUUGACGCGCAGUUGACAAUGGAGGAAAUGGCUAAACUCGAGGAGAAGGGCGGCGAGAACUGGACCGAUGAGAUGCGAGCAGAGUACUCCGUAAAGGUAACUGGAAAGCUUCUCGCGGCCGCCUGGCGUGGCAGCAAGCUUGAGAUCCAGAGCGUCCUCCGCGACGUUUGCGAUAAGGUGUUGGGCGACAAGAAGAUCAAGUUGGAGAAGCGCAUCGAGCGGGCUCAUGCCAUGAUCAUUGCCGGCAACAUCUACUCAAAGGCCGAGCGUGACCCAGACGACGAAGGUGAUUACAUGGCAUUCGAGCAGCUUAUGACGGAUGCCACCGCAAAGAAGGCCAAGGACGAGAAAAAGAAGAAGAAGAAGCACGGUCACUCAGACCCGGAACCAGCCUCCAGCCCCAAGGUUGAGGCGUAA